This is a messenger RNA of Cylicostephanus goldi, 636 nucleotides long. Lineage: Eukaryota; Metazoa; Nematoda; Chromadorea; Rhabditida; Strongylidae. The record is from the annotation of a GenBank genome assembly.
UUGUUGUGCUGUAGGUCAAAGCUACCCUACCCAUGCCUCAUUUCAGUCCCAAGGAUCCCUGAGUGAGCUGUUGUCGAAACCGCGACAUUGGAGCAAACUUACCGACAAAGGUCGAGAAGCGUUCCGUAGAAUCUACGGUUGGAUCUCUGAUGCUGAAGCUGUAGAUCUCCUUUGUUCGUUGAGUCCUCGUCGUGUAUGGCCAAGUGAAGUUCGCAUCGAACAUCCAUCGCCUGAAUCACUUUGGGAAAGCAAUAGCGCCCUGCUACCACCCGAAGAACCUGAUGAGAACUCUUUCAAACGAGCCGCGAGCGCAAGAGAAGACCAGUAUCUUCUUGCUGGCACUAAUCAAGCCGCUAAUGCUGGUUCAACCACCCGGAAUAGCCGCUGGCGACAUGAUGAUAUACCGAAAGAGAAGAUUAUGAGCAUAUUCCAGACAGAGUUGGCCAAGCUGAGGGAGCAGGAAUCCACACUGGAAAGAGCCAUAGCGACUCGAUCCUUUGGUGGCGGACAUGUGAGAAAGACUGAUGAUGCGGUACCAUCAUACCAUGAGAUGUCACACAACGAAAGAAUGGCAUCUAUAAGCCAUGCGCAUCAGGUAUGUCCGACUUUUUUCAAUCCUUUUUUUCUAGCAUGAUC